AGAAUGGCUGCACAAAACCACUCUGCAGUGACAGAGUUCAUUCUUGGAGGUUUAAUAAAUCAACCAGAGCUCCAACUACCCUUCUUCUUCCUCUUCCUUGGGAUCUACUCAGUCACCAUGAUAGGGAACCUGGGUGUGAUAACACUGAUUUGUCUGAACGCUCAGCUUCACACCCCCAUGUACUAUUUCCUCAGCAGUCUGUCACUAUUAGAUCUCUGCUACUCCUCUGUCAUUACCCCUAAGAUGCUGGUGAACUUUGUGUCAGAGAAGAACAUCAUCUCCUAUGCAGGGUGCAUUUCCCAGUUCUACUUCUUCAUUGUGUUUGUCAUUGCUGAGUGUUACAUGCUGACAGUGAUGGCCUAUGACCGCUAUGUUGCCAUCUGCAGACCUUUGCUUUACAACAUCAUCAUGUCUCAUCGAGUCUGCUCCCUCCUGGUGGCUGCAGUCUAUACCAUGGGGCUCAUUGGCUCAACCAUAGAAAUUGGCCUCAUGUUAAAACUAUCCUAUUGUGAGCACCUCAUCAGUUAUUACUUCUGUGAUGUUGUCCCACUCAUGAAGCUCUCCUGCUCCAGCACCUAUCAUAUUGAGAUGACAACUUUCUUUUUGGCUGGAUUUAACAUCAUAGUCACCAGCUUAACAAUCUUCAUUUCCUAUGCUUUUAUUCUCUCCAGCAUUCUCCGUAUCCACUCAACAGAGGGAAGGUCCAAAGCCUUCAGUACAUGCAGCUCCCAUCUUGCAGCUGUGGGAUUGUUUUAUGGAUCUACCACAUUCUUGUACUUAAAACCCCCCACAGGCAGUUCCCUGGCCCAGGAGAAUGUGGUCUCCCUGUUCUACACCACAGGGAUACCCAUGCUGAACCCCCUAAUCUACAGCUUGAGAAAUAAGGAAGUGAAGGCUGCCAUGCAGAAAACACUAAGGAGAAAACUCUUUGGGUGCAAAUGUAAUUAUUCUUUUUCAGGUUGA
Dama dama (fallow deer) is the source of this 963-nucleotide messenger RNA. Its product is annotated as olfactory receptor 8A1-like. Bases 4 to 963 code for a protein of 319 amino acids. Gene Ontology annotation, biological process: G protein-coupled receptor signaling pathway; sensory perception of smell. Gene Ontology annotation, cellular component: membrane. The record is from RefSeq and is a predicted model, not a curated record. The transcript has a single exon. Gene Ontology annotation, molecular function: olfactory receptor activity; odorant binding; G protein-coupled receptor activity. Lineage: Eukaryota; Metazoa; Chordata; Mammalia; Artiodactyla; Cervidae.